This is a messenger RNA of Rhinocladiella mackenziei CBS 650.93, 4194 nucleotides long. RefSeq lists its product as uncharacterized. Bases 1 to 4194 code for a protein of 1397 amino acids. The transcript is spliced from 2 exons. Lineage: Eukaryota; Fungi; Ascomycota; Eurotiomycetes; Chaetothyriales; Herpotrichiellaceae. The record is from RefSeq and is a predicted model, not a curated record. Gene Ontology annotation, cellular component: nuclear RNA-directed RNA polymerase complex. Gene Ontology annotation, molecular function: nucleic acid binding; RNA-directed RNA polymerase activity. Gene Ontology annotation, biological process: siRNA processing.
AUGGACCCACGACCACACGCGGCGGUCAGCCGAUCCGGCCCACAAGUAGCAGUGGCAGACCCAACGCGUCGACCUCCGGCUGAGGAAUGGCGGAAGUGGCCCUCCGUCAGAGCUUUCAUUCCUAACUUACCUCGGGGAACCACCACCUACGAUAUCCACAAGAACCUCCAAAGAUUUGGAAAGGUCGAAUUUAUUCGGAUCGAAGAAACCCGCCAGGGUGUCUUUGCAAGAACAGCCCAUGUCACCUUCAAAGCUCCGUGGGACCCCAUUUACAGAAAUGGAAUCGAAUUCCGCAUUCGAGACGGAGGCCGCGAGGUUCGCCAUCAGGUCAAAGUCAACUACGCAUACACCCAAAUGUCAGCACGUCCGAUCGAAAGCCCCAUCCGGAAAGGUAUCAAAUACCACCCUGAAAUGACCUUACACGCCGAGGCCAUUGAUUUCGGCUACCUAGAACGCCCUACAUCAAUGGUAAUCAAGGCGACAAGGGGAGAUCCCCCCAUCAAAUUAUUGCUCAACCUGAAUCGACUGGAAAUCGAAGUCCACUUCCCUAUUGUAAUGCAGUCUAAAGGAAAGUCAACAACACGAGCUUACCGUUUCUUUGUGGCUCUGGAUGAUCAGAUCUCUCUGUGUGAGGUGCAACAACAUGGUGUCACUUCAUUGGUCUUCCACCUCAACAACCCUCCGUGGUAUUCUAGACAAUUAAAAGAAGCGAUGCAGAUGAGCCACGCCCCAGAUGCUUUUAGGUGGUCGGCAGACGAUACUUGGUCACGCCAAACUGACAUUGUCGACGAUAAAGACACGUAUGCAAAGAUUGACAACACCCCAGUCUCUGUACGAAAGCUGUACAACAGUAUUGACAUUGCACGCUGGACUACCUUUCGUGUCACUGUGAGACCGCGUUCGCCGGUGAACGACAGUCUACGACAAUUCCUUAGAGCGCUUGAGGAUUUCAAUGUGCCGGUCACUCAAAACUGCUCGUUCAAGAUUACUCCAUCUCCGGGGAAGGAAGCACCAGUGUGGAAUUUGCUCGAUGGUCCACAACAUCCUCACUCUUUGACUGAACAAUUGUCUGCUGUCUAUUUACCAUUCGAACUGCGCUAUCAGCUUGAAGUCUGCAUCUCUCAAGGGUGGCUAAAUGAAUACACCAUCAAUGAAGCAUUCCUCCAGCGCCUCAUCAGUCUACCCACCCAGCGUGCCAAACAAAUGCUCGUUCACGUUGAUUCAUAUCAAAAGCGCGUCUACGAUCCCAUGGAAAUCUUUACGGAUUUGAAAUACUCUCGGCCUGUUAAGGCCCGUGCGCUUCCUUCAAACUGCGUCGAACUCUAUCAUGCCACGGUCACGGCUACGGGCAUUCUUUUCCACACUCCCUCUGUUGAGGUCACCAAUCGAAUUGUGCGCAAAUACCAGCGGUACAGCGAUCGAUUCCUUCGGGUGCGAUUUGAAGACGACGCCUGCCGUGGAAAAACUCGACUCUAUUCGGCAACCAACGGCAGAAUGAAGCUGAUCUUUGACCGAGUCCGACGAACAAUGAGAAAAGGAAUCGUUCUAGGAGAUCGGCGCUACGAAUUUCUUGCAUGGGGCAACUCGCAGCUUCGAGAGCAUGGUGCCUACUUCUUUGCCUCUAUCCGCAACCCCCACAUCGACGCUGACUCGAUCAGGGAAAGCAUGGGCAACUUUGAUCGUGAAAAGGUCGUGGCAAAGCGCGCGGCGCGGAUGGGCCAGUGCUUUUCGACGACUAAACCCGUCUCCUGGGUUAGCAGACGGUCAUGGAAAAAAGAUCCAAUUCCGGAUAUCAUCGAGGGUCAAUACAACUUUUCAGAUGGGAUUGGCAUCAUAUCCGGACUGGCCGCAAACAUUGUUUCCACCUCUUUGGGUCGUAAGGGUCGCACACCGUCAGCAUUUCAAUUCCGACUUGGAGGUUGCAAAGGAGUCCUAGCCGUGGAUCCCAAUCGCAAGGGCAACGACAUCAGGAUGCGACCGAGUCAAUACAAGUUUGAUUGCGAAUCAGAUGAGCUGGAAAUCAUUCGUGUGUCUGAGUUUUGGCAACCUUUCUUGAAUCGUCAGCUUAUCCUGGUGCUCUCGGACCUGGGUGUUCCGGAUAAGGUCUUCCUGCGAAAGCAACAAGAGUGCAUCCGGGCCCUCGAUCGUGCCAUGGUCGAUGAUGCAGCCGCACUACGGUCUUUGCGUGAAAACGUCGACCCCAACCUUAUGACACUGAACAUUGCUACCAUGAUCGAGAAUGGUUUCCGUCAGACAAACGAACCAUUUGUAACAUCCUUGUUGCGGUUAUAUCGAGCAUGGACCCUGAAAUACCUCAAAGAGAAGGCGAAGAUCCCGGUUGCCCAGGGGGCGUUCGUCCUGGGCAUCGUGGACGAGACCAACACACUAAAAGGGUAUACAAAGCCCAAGGCUAAUGAUGAUCCCACUAAGCCACCGCAAGAACCACCUUUACCUCAAAUCUUCAUCCAAUACACCGAUCAGCAUACCGGUCAGCCUCGAAUUGUGGAAGGGAUCUGUGCUAUCGCCCGAAACCCAUCCCUUCACCGAGGCGACGUCCGAGUCGUUGUGGCAGUUGACGUACCAGAAUUGCACCACUGCUGCGAUGUGUUGGUUAUGCCAGCGAAUGGUGAUCGUGAUUUGGCCAGUAUGUGUUCUGGAGGUGAUUUGGAUGGCGACGACUAUAUGGUCAUUUGGGAUCCUGAUUUGAUUCCGACAGAGUGGCACGCAGAGCCAUUUCUUUAUGAACCCCCGGAUCCAGUGACCAAAGAGGAAAUUUCCACCGACGACAUCAUCGAUUUCUUCUGUGAUUAUCUUCAGAAUGACUACCUUGGAAGGAUUGCUCAUGCCCAUCUCGCCGCAGCUGACUAUCUUGACGAAGGUAUCCGAAGCAGUCAAUGCCUGGAACUGGUCAAGUUACAUUCUAUGGCCGUUGAUUAUCCCAAGACAGGCGUCCCCGCAAAGAUGGAACGACAUCUUGAACGGAAUAAUUGGCCCCAUUUCAUGGAAAAGAAGAGAAAUGGAGUGUACCGAUCUCGCAAGAUACUAGGUCAAUUGUAUGAUGCCGUUGAAAAGGUGAAUUUUCAGCCAAAUUGGAGCGGUGCAUUUGACCGUCGUAUCUUGACGCACAAGCCUCCCCCAGAGCCGGUUUUAGAGCAAGUAAUCAAACUCAAGAAAAGUUACGAUGAAGCUAUGCGGCGAAUCAUGGCCCAACAUCAAAUCCGGACCGAAUUCGAGGUUUGGUCGACAUUUGUGCUUCAUCACAGCAAAGCAGCCAGGGAUUUCAAAUUUCAUGAAGAGAUUGGCCAGCAUGCGAAAACACUCAAAGAGCAAUACUAUGAAGCAAUUUCUCAGGAGGCUGGAGGAAAUGAAUUCGAGAAGCUAGCCCCCUUUGCCCUGGCUGCGUAUCACAUCACGUACAAUGAGGUUCGUCAGGUUCAGGAGGAAGCAUACAAUCCUCCAAACUCGGAAGAUGUUGAAGGACCCACGGACAAUACAGUAGAAAUGCCUUUCAUUAGCUUUCCCUGGGUUCUUGAGGAUGUCCUUGGGAAGAUAGCGAAUCACACGAUUCUCGAAUACGAGGUCGCUGUCUCGGAACCGAUGGAGAAAGCGGAGACUACUGGUAAUGAAUCAGAUCGCAUCAAGACACUGUUACAAGCUCUCGACAACACAGAAGGCAGCGGCAACUUGAUGGAUUCUAAUGAUCGACCUUCACCACCGAGCGUCCAAGCAGGAAGUUCGCCGGACCGAGGUGUCAUCGGAGAAAACGAAGUCUCGGUGUUCCAGCCCCUUAUCGAAGAUCCGACACGAUCUAAGCAACACAAUUUGAGCGAUCUCGCGCCAUUGAAAACAGUCACCAAUACCGGAGCCAGAAUUUUCGAUGACUACUCAGCGUCUGAUAACAGUCCCCUCGUCUCUACCGUCAAUUCGACGUUAGGCGCAACGGAGAGCUCGUCUACCAGCCCAGAUGAAGCGAAUGCUCCACAGUCAUGCUUGUCUCAGUCCAAGGGUGUGUCAGGAGUAUCUCUUGCCAAUGAUACAAGCUCGCACAAGGAUGCAAUGCCAUUUACUCCGGCUGAUUCUCCGACGCCAGCUUUCUUGGAGCAUUACCUGAAAGAUCCAGCGAUGAUGUCGAAGGAGGAGGCCAUUGCAGCUGGCGUUCUCGGUGACAGCGACGACGAUGACUAUGGCUAUUGA